AUGGCGACCAAAGAGAACGACCAGAAGCCAAAGCCGAGCAGUCUGCGGUCCAUCAUCGCUGGCUCGACUGCUGGAGCUGUUGAAAUCUCAAUCACUUAUCCUGCCGAAUUCGCGAAGACAAGAACCCAGCUCAACCGCCGAUUAGCGGACGGCAAGAAAUUACCAUGGCCUCCGUUCGGACGGGCGUGGUAUGCGGGAUGCACGACGUUGAUUAUUGGUAACUCGAUAAAGGCCGGCGUUCGCUUCGUCGCGUUCGAUGCUUUCAAGUCCCUUCUACAAGAUGAGAACGGAAAGAUAUCUGGUCCAAAGACUGUGAUAGCCGGGUUCGGUGCUGGAUUUACCGAGUCCCUCCUAGCAGUCACUCCAUUCGAGAGCAUCAAGACGCAGCUCAUCGAUGAUAGGAAAUCUGCUAAACCACGAAUGCGUGGCUUUUUGCAUGGAAGUACCGUGAUAUUCCGCGAGCGAGGCAUCCGAGGCUUCUUCCAGGGAUUCAUACCCACAACUGCGCGACAAGCAGCUAACUCUGCGACGAGAUUUGGAAGUUAUACGACCAUAAAGCAGUUUGCACAGGGCUACAUAGCUCCCGGUGAGAAGCUCGGGACCCUGAGUACCUUUGCCAUUGGUGGAAUGGCCGGUCUUAUCACAGUCUACGUUACCCAGCCCCUAGAUACUGUGAAGACACGAAUGCAAUCGCUGGAAGCAAGAAGUAGCUACAAGAACAGCUUUGACUGUGUGGCAAAGAUAUUGAAGAACGAGGGAAUAUUCACCUUUUGGUCUGGAGCCGUUCCACGUCUUGCUAGACUGGUGCUAAGCGGUGGUAUCGUUUUCACUAUGUAUGAGAAAACCAUGGAGGGUCUUGAUCUGCUGGAUCCCGAAAGAAAGUACAUCUAA
Molecule: messenger RNA, 891 nt
Organism: Trichophyton rubrum CBS 118892
Lineage: Eukaryota; Fungi; Ascomycota; Eurotiomycetes; Onygenales; Arthrodermataceae
Exons: 9
Coding region: 1-891 (296 amino acids)
Biological process (GO): mitochondrial citrate transmembrane transport
Source: RefSeq, a predicted model, not a curated record